AUGAAGCUACCAAUCCGAGCAUCUUCUGUCGGUGCUUUAGCAGUACAGCCAUUACGGCCGGUAGCGACGAGGACCUCGUGCUCCAAACCCCUGUAUAAUACUCGAAGGGGCUACACCGUUGGUGACAAGGCAAAGGAGAAAGAGCCCGGCGGCCAGCGACAACUCAUCAUGGCUGCGUGUCUAGCCAUACCAGCAUUUGGCAUCCUGUGGCUACGGGGCGGCAAAGAAGACAUCAGCGGUGCUGGCCGCGGUGCCAAUCAAGAGUACAAAGAACACGCUGAGGGCAAUGAAUAA
Messenger RNA from Penicillium maclennaniae, 294 nucleotides. RefSeq lists its product as uncharacterized. The coding region runs from base 1 to 294 and encodes 97 amino acids. The record is from RefSeq and is a predicted model, not a curated record. The transcript has 2 exons. Lineage: Eukaryota; Fungi; Ascomycota; Eurotiomycetes; Eurotiales; Aspergillaceae.